CAAUGUUCAUCACCAGAAGAUCUUUGCGGUAAUCCCGGGGCGGAUCCAAAAUGGCGGCAGUUGCAGGGCCCCAGCAGUAAAACCGAGCGGCGAGUGAAUGAAGUCAGCUGAUCUCGGUCUGCUGUCACGCAUCGCAGCACCCAUCGUUUCUCUCUCGAGGCAAGACCGUAGACCACCACUUUACAAUCAUACGUUAGACUAAUAAACCCGAGAAGAUGGACAUGUCCAAGCUGCCUAAGGUCAGGGAUGAGGAGAGAGAAAGCCAGUUUGGAUAUGUGCAUGGAGUCUCCGGACCAGUGGUGACAGCUACAGCCAUGGCAGGAGCAGCCAUGUAUGAGCUGGUCCGUGUCGGCCACAGUGAGCUGGUUGGAGAGAUCAUCAGGUUGGAGGGAGACAUGGCCACCAUCCAGGUCUACGAGGAGACAUCUGGUGUGUCUGUUGGAGAUCCUGUGCUGCGGACAGGGAAGCCUCUCUCUGUUGAGCUGGGUCCAGGAAUCAUGGGGUCCAUCUUUGAUGGUAUCCAGCGACCCCUAAAGGACAUCAAUGACCUCACACAAAGUAUCUACAUCCCCAGAGGUGUCAACAUUGGAGCCCUCAACCGAGACCUCAAGUGGGAGUUUACUCCCAGCAAGAGCCUGCGGGUUGGGAGUCACAUCACAGGAGGAGACAUCUAUGGCAUGGUGUACGAGAACUCCCUCAUCAAGCACAAGAUCAUGCUGCCCCCCAAAAACAGAGGCACCGUGACCUAUGUGGCUCCUGCUGGAAACUAUGACGUCACCGACGUGGUGUUGGAGCUGGAGUUUGAGGGGGUGAAGGAGAAGUUCACCAUGGUGCAGUUAUGGCCUGUCAGACAAGUGCGGCCUGUCACAGAGAAGCUGCCCGCCAAUCACCCGCUGCUAACUGGACAAAGAGUGCUGGAUGCCCUUUUCCCAUGUGUGCAGGGAGGAACCACAGCCAUCCCAGGAGCCUUCGGUUGUGGUAAGACGGUCAUCUCCCAGUCCCUGUCCAAGUACUCCAACAGUGAUGUCAUCAUCUACGUAGGCUGUGGGGAGCGUGGAAAUGAGAUGUCAGAAGUACUGCGAGACUUCCCUGAGCUGACCAUGGAGGUGGAUGGGCAGACAGAGAGCAUCAUGAAGAGAACAGCGCUGGUGGCCAACACCUCCAACAUGCCUGUAGCUGCCAGAGAAGCCUCCAUCUACACAGGAAUUACACUGUCUGAGUACUUCAGAGACAUGGGAUACAAUGUGAGCAUGAUGGCCGACUCCACCUCCCGUUGGGCCGAGGCUCUCAGGGAGAUUUCUGGUCGUCUGGCUGAGAUGCCUGCUGACAGUGGUUAUCCUGCCUACUUGGGUGCUCGUCUCGCCUCCUUCUAUGAGCGUGCUGGCAGGGUGAAGUGUCUGGGAAACCCUGAGAGAGAGGGAAGCGUCAGUAUUGUAGGAGCCGUAUCACCUCCUGGUGGUGACUUCUCUGACCCUGUUACCUCAGCCACACUUGGUAUUGUACAGGUGUUCUGGGGUCUGGAUAAGAAGCUGGCUCAGAGGAAGCACUUCCCUUCUGUGAACUGGCUGAUCAGCUACAGCAAAUACACUCGGGCUCUGGAUGAGUAUUACGACAAGCACUUCCCUGAAUUUGUGCCCCUGCGUACCAAGGCCAAGGAGAUCCUGCAGGAGGAGGAGGACCUGGCUGAGAUUGUGCAGCUUGUUGGAAAGGCAUCGCUGGCAGAAACAGAUAAAAUCACCCUGGAAGUGGCCAAACUGAUCAAAGACGACUUCCUGCAGCAGAACGGUUACACUCCUUAUGACAGGUUCUGUCCCUUCUAUAAGACAGUGGGCAUUCUCUCCAACAUGAUUGCUUUCUAUGACAUGGCACGGCACGCGGUGGAGACCACAGCUCAGAGUGACAAUAAGAUCACCUGGGCCAUGAUCAGGGAGCACAUGGGAGAAAUUCUCUACAGGAUCACCUCGAUGAAAUUCAAGGACCCAGUGAAGGAUGGCGAGACUAAGAUCAAGGCUGAGUACGCUCAGCUGUUGGAGGACAUGCAGAACGCCUUCCGUACUUUGGAGGAAUAGGCUCCCGGCUCUCACAACCUUUCCAGUUUUUAUUUCUGACCCUUCCACUGUAGAAUCACAUUCCACCUCCUCGUAUUCCCAAAUCCUGUGUGCUCCCCUGUGCUCCUUUUGUUGGUGUGUUUUUUUUUUUUUUUUUUUUUUGUUUUUUUUUGGCGCGUGUGUGUGCGCAAUUUCAUGUGGAGGGAAAAGACAAAGAUGUACUGUAUUCAUUAUUAUUUGUUGUUGCCUCAUAUAGGCUUGCUCUGGAUCCUCCGCAUUGGCGUUGAUUUUGUGUGUGUGUGUGUGUGUGUGUGUGUGUCUGUGUGUGGAUUUAGUGUGUGUAUGAAGGACGGAUCUCUUCACCCUGUUUCUUCCUUUCUCUGUUUACAUGAUUUCUGUGUGUGUAGCCGUGUUGUUCAGUUGAUGUAUUGUAAUUCAUUGACCAUCUGUACAGAAGAGUAUUGAAUAUAAAUUUAAUAAGAUCAGUCUAUUUAUUGCCAGCAUUUUGACGUGAAGCCUUUGUUGUUCUUUCUUUUUCUUUUUAUGGUUGUGUUUCAUGAUGUGCUGUGCUGUGUACUUUGCUGUGUGAAUGUAUAAGAGUUGGAUUCUGUCGCUUUGCUAUCCAAUACUUUCAUCAUGUUACUCCCAAAGAAAUAAAACACGGGGAAAAAGAA
Messenger RNA from Xiphias gladius (swordfish), 2722 nucleotides. It is a transcript of the gene atp6v1ab, whose product is annotated as ATPase H+ transporting V1 subunit Ab. Lineage: Eukaryota; Metazoa; Chordata; Actinopteri; Istiophoriformes; Xiphiidae. Gene Ontology annotation, cellular component: lysosomal membrane; proton-transporting V-type ATPase, V1 domain. The coding region runs from base 216 to 2069 and encodes 617 amino acids. The record is from RefSeq and is a predicted model, not a curated record. The transcript has 15 exons. Gene Ontology annotation, biological process: ATP metabolic process; proton transmembrane transport. Gene Ontology annotation, molecular function: proton-transporting ATPase activity, rotational mechanism; ATP hydrolysis activity; ATP binding.